CUCUUCCGUUUCCCUUCCUUUCAUCCUCCAUCCAUCCUCUCUAUUCCCAACAUUUCCAUCAACCCACGUUGCAGCUUUUAUCUCCACACGCUGCAAUCCAUAUCUAGCACGACAUUUUCGCUUCCUGCCCGUCGUCCAGAUUAAUCUGCCAGCUUCUGGACACCGUUACCUCCAGAAACAACCCCGUUCCAGCGUCGCGAUUCUCCGUGGCGCAACACCUGUAACACUCAACACUCUCGUGAAACCUUCAUCAACUACCGACACCCAACUCCUCCACGUUCUAUACUCCGCUUCUCACUAUGUCUGCCAAGUUGGACAAGUCUCUCGACGAGAUCCUCGUCAGCCGUCGCCAGGGCGCUCGCCGUCGCGCUCGCCGCUCGGCUCCCAACAAGGCUGCCAACGCUCCUGUCCCAGUCGGAGGUGUGAAGAAGACCACCAAGGCUGCCAAGGCGCCCGGAAAGGCUGUUCAGAAUGGACACCCGGUCUCUACGGAGAGCAAAAUCAUGGUCAGCGGCUUGCCUUCCGAUGUGAAUGAGGCCAAUAUCAAGGAAUACUUCACAAAGUCAGCAGGUCCUGUCAAGCGAGUCAUGCUCACCUACAACCAAAACGGCACGAGCCGUGGUAUCGCCUCGAUCGUGUUCAGCAAGCCCGAUACAGCUGCCAAGGCUGCUAAGGACUUGAAUGGACUCCUUGUUGAUGGCAGACCCAUGAAGAUUGAGGUUGUCGUCGACGCCUCCCACGCUCCUGAGGUCUCUGCCCCCAAGCCUCUGGGCGAGCGCGUUGCACAAACCAAGCCCCAACCGAAGCCCGCUACCGCUACCAAGGCUGCUGCUGGUGCCAAGGGCCGCAAGGGCCGUGCUCGUCGCCCUAACGGCCGUGGUAACCGACCUAAGCCCAAGACUGUGGAGGAGCUUGAUGCUGAGAUGGUUGAUUACUUCUCUACCACUAACGAGAAUGCUGGCCCUGCGGAGGGCAAUGCCCAAGCAAACGGUGCUGCCCCCCAGCAGCCUGCCGCUACCGGCGGCGAAGACCUCGGAAUGGCGGAGAUCUCCUAAAUGUCCCAUCUUACGUUUGACUCUACACGACCGCGUGAGUCAAUUGUAUCGACUGCGAAGGGCCAGGCUUUGACCGGCCACUCGGCCAAUCUUUACGCACUCUGGGUCUGCCGGUUGGAUUCGAGUUUCAAGCUUUCGUUAUUUCAUCAUUGCUCUUCGGAUAUGUCUUUCUAGUGUGCCCGGUUCCUUUUUUUCUUUUUUCUCUCAUAAU
Messenger RNA from Aspergillus welwitschiae, 1266 nucleotides. Its product is annotated as putative RNA annealing protein Yra1. Lineage: Eukaryota; Fungi; Ascomycota; Eurotiomycetes; Eurotiales; Aspergillaceae. The record is from RefSeq and is a predicted model, not a curated record. Gene Ontology annotation, cellular component: nucleus. Gene Ontology annotation, biological process: mRNA export from nucleus. The transcript has 6 exons. Gene Ontology annotation, molecular function: mRNA binding. Bases 300 to 1055 code for a protein of 251 amino acids.